CCACAGCCUACAUCCGACUAUCGGCCCUUGAGCUAAGGUAAUUUUGUAAGAUAGUUUGGAGCCAAGGAGUAUGCACAUACCAUAUGCACAUACCAUAAAAUUGUUGAUAUUGAAACUAUUACUCACUCACUUCACUACCCUUUUGUCUACUACAAAACUUCCUUUCUCUUCUUGACAGGAAACCUUUUCUUUUACAUCAAAGGGAUUUACAUAUACGAAUUCAAGAUGUGUGGUAUUUUUGCUUGUCAUUGGUAUGUACAAUCUCUACAAUUGGAAAUGAAUUUCUUAUGAUAGUGGGGGCCCCGCGAUUUGAUGGAUUAUGAGAAUUGACAAAUUUAUAGUCACCCAGAUAUUAAGGCUUUUAAGCCUACGGCCUUGCGAAUGGCGAAGCAGUGAGUACCCCGAUAUAAAGAGAGGAAUUGAAAACAGAGAACUGAUUCUAAAAAUGUAGAGUUCGUCAUCGUGGACCAGAUUGGAGUGAGUCACCUUUGUUGAAAGGGAUAUUUGGACGCGAGACUAAUGACACUUAGGCGGAAACGUUAUCUCCAACAACACAAGUAGGUUGAGUCCUGGGCAAUUGCUCCCAUAGGCAAUUUAGCUGAUCAAUCGACUGCAGUUCUUGCGCAUGAGCGUUUGAGUAUCGUGGGUGUUGGUAAGUUCUCACCGCUGAAAUCUGGAUCCAAAUUCAUGAACUCACAAUAGAUUAGACAGUGGAGCGCAACCAAUUACCAACGCAGACGACACUCUUGUCCUCGCAGUCAAUGGCGAAAUUUAUAACCACAGACUCAUCCGUAAAGGACUCAAGAACCAAUACCACUUCAAGACACAUUCCGAUUGCGAAGUCAUAAUACCACUGGUGAGGAAUUCGAAAAGGGAAGUUGGAACCGUGACUGAAUAUUUGUUAGUAUAUGGAAUAUGAUAUCGAUGCGCCAAAACAUUUGGACGGAAUGUUCUCGUUUGUUUUAUACGACAAGAAGCAAGAUCGCACAAUUGCCGCACGCGACCCAAUUGGCAUUACCAGUUUUUAUCAAGGAUGGUCGAGCAAAACACCAGGAGCUGUAUACUUUGCUUCCGAGUUGAAAUGUUUACACCCUGUUUGCGACAAGAUCAUCGCUUUUCCCCCAGGCCACAUUUAUGACUCGAAAACCGACAAGACAACCAGAUAUUUCGAGCCAUCUUGGUGGGACCCUACCAACGUCCCAUCAACCCCAAUUGAUUAUAAGCUUUUAAGGGAGACACUCGAGAUGUCUGUUCGUAAGCGUCUCAUGGCCGAAGUACCUUACGGAGUACUGUUGUCUGGAGGCCUCGACUCGAGUUUGGUUGCUGCCAUCGCUCAAAGAGAGUCUCUGCGCCUGAAAGCGGCUGCGCUAGCUGCAAUUGAGAACGGAAAUGGAACCGCGACACCAACUGCAAACGAGGACCAAGGAGAAGGACUUGUUGGUAUUGACGACGAGAACAAACUGUCGACUCUCACUUAUCUUCCUCAACUUAACUCCUUCUCAAUUGGUCUACCAAACUCUCCUGAUACCAAGGCUGCCAAAGAAGUUGCCAAGUUUCUUGGUACUAAACAUCAUGAUAUGACAUUCACCAUCGAUGAUGGUUUGAACGCACUCUCUGAUGUUAUUUACCACUUGGAGACCUAUGAUGUAACGACCAUUCGUGCAUCCACUCCUAUGUUCCUUCUAUCAAGAAAGAUUAAGGCCAUGGGUGUCAAGAUGGUAUUGAGUGGAGAGGGCAGUGACGAGAUUUUCGGAGGUUACCUUUACUUCCACGCUGCACCAGAUAAGGCUGCUCUCCACGAAGAAACUGUCCGCAGAAUCAAGAACUUACAUUUGUCUGAUUGCUUGAGAGCCAACAAAUCGACCUCCGCUUGGGGAUUGGAGGCUCGUGUUCCUUUCCUUGACAAGGAAUUCCUCGAAGUAUCCAUGAACAUCGAUCCACAAGAGAAGAUGAUCACCAAGGAUCGUCUUGAGAAAUAUAUUCUUCGAAAGGCUUUUGACACAUCAGAUGAUCCGAACGAGAAACCAUACCUGCCAAAACACAUCCUUUACAGACAAAAGGAGCAAUUUAGUGAUGGUGUCGGUUACGGCUGGAUCGAUGCUCUCAAGGAUAACGCCGAGCUUCACGUUACCGAUGAGAUGAUGAAAAACCCCAAACCGGAAUGGGGUUCUGAUAUUCCAGAUACCAAGGAAGCGUAAGUGUUCAAUUCUAAUGAUGAAAAUUGAAAUACUGACGGAAGAAAUAGUUACUGGUACCGAACAAUGUUCGAUGAACACUUCCCACCAUCCUGUGCAGAGAGUGUUAUGCGAUGGACUCCAACUUGGUCUAAACAGACAGACCCUAGCGGAAGAGCUAUUGCCAUCCAUAACGAAAAGUAUGAUGAGUAAUUGUAAUGUAAAGAUUUGCUCCUCAGAGGGUCGUAUCUAUUGGAAUGUUGAAAGGUUCAUGACCACAUAUUCAUCGAGGAUCUUUCGGACUCCAGAGCUGGCUACCGCUAAACAAAAUGAUCGAUGCGUUAGAUAGAAAGAUGAAACCAUUUGAUAAACGGAUAGUUGAUUUUCCAUGAAAUUCAUCUUAUGCUUUCACGGUUGGCGUGUGUUUGAGGACAUUAAUUUGU
Molecule: messenger RNA, 2617 nt
Organism: Sclerotinia trifoliorum
Lineage: Eukaryota; Fungi; Ascomycota; Leotiomycetes; Helotiales; Sclerotiniaceae
Source: the annotation of a GenBank genome assembly